This is a messenger RNA of Grus americana (Whooping crane), 4725 nucleotides long. RefSeq names its product pleckstrin homology domain containing B2 (gene PLEKHB2). The transcript has 8 exons. Gene Ontology annotation, cellular component: membrane. Gene Ontology annotation, biological process: regulation of cell differentiation. The coding region runs from base 154 to 825 and encodes 223 amino acids. The record is from RefSeq and is a predicted model, not a curated record. Lineage: Eukaryota; Metazoa; Chordata; Aves; Gruiformes; Gruidae.
GCGGGGGCAGCCUGGGCCGUGCGUCCGCAGGGGCCGGGGCCGGGGCGGCGCAGCGCGGCGGGCUGACGUCAGGACGGGGCUGGCGCUGCCGCUGGCGCUGGCGGAGCGGGGCCGGCAGCGGGAGCGGGGCCGGCAGCGGCAGAUUAAGCAACAAUGGCAUUUGUGAAGAGUGGAUGGCUGCUCCGGCAAAGUACUAUUUUACGGCGUUGGAAGAAGAACUGGUUUGACCUGUGGUCUGAUGGCCGCUUAAUAUUCUAUGAUGAUCAAAAUCGCCAUGAUAUAGAAGAUAAAAUCCACAUGCGAAUCCAUUGCAUCAACCUCAGAGUGGGGAAUGAAUGUCGAGAUUUCCAGCCUCCAGAGGGGAAGCAGAGAGACUGUUUACUGCAGAUUGUUUGCCGUGAUGGGAAGACAGUCAACCUCUGUGCAGAGAGUGCAGAUGACUGCCUGGCAUGGAAAAUUGCUCUCCAGGACGCCAGAACAAACACAGGCUACGUGGGAUCUGAUGUGAUGUAUGAUGAGACAGCCAUUUCCUCAGCCCCUCCUCCCUAUACAGCUUAUGCCACACCAUCGCCUGAGGUUUACAGCUAUGGCUACGAUCAGUACAAUGGUGCAUAUCCUACUGGUCCUCAAGUCUUCUAUGCCUCCAAUGGACAAGCUUAUGCUGUUCCCUAUCAGUAUCCGUACCAAGGACCUUAUGGCCAACCCCCUGCAAACCAUGUCAUUAUUCGAGAGCGUUACCGUGACAGCGAUGGAGAUCUUGCACUGGGCAUGCUUGCUGGAGCAGCAACUGGAAUGGCUCUGGGAUCGUUAUUCUGGGUCUUCUAGAUUACCCAUUCCUUAUCUUUGUAGUUCCAAAAACCUUUAUUGUGUGCAAUAAUAUAUUGGCAAUGUUGUUUACUGUUAAAGUUUAAGAAAUGCAAUAGUUAUUUUUCAGUAGUGACAUCUUAAUAACUGAUUCUUAACUGUCCUAAGGAGAGUUUAAAGGCACCAUUUAGUUAAGUGGUUGGAGAUGGCACGUGCUGUUCUUGAAUUCUGUUCUGAUGUUUGGAGUUACAAGGAUUUGUACUGAUAAGGAUCAAUAUAAGCACCAAUGUAACAUGGUAGCAGUCACUAGCUUUAUGAAUAGACUGUUAUUGUAAACACCGUAGAAAAAAUUGAUUUUUUGGGGGGUCUAAAAUAUGGUCCAAAUAGGAGGUUUAUAGGAGCCCUACAUUAGUAUAUAUGUACUACUGGCUUCUCAAAAUCCCCUGGACAAACAUACAGCUCAGCAGAAACUCCUUGGCAUUAGGUAGUCAGCCAUGCUUGAGGAUUUUUUUGUUUUCAGACUUGCCUGCAGAUAGUAGUAUAUUUUCUUAGAUGGAGUCCUAUACCUGUAUCUCACACCAUCCAGGUGAAGUUGUCUUUGAGAAUGUAUAAGCAAACUGCUAAGAAGCAACAGCACUCCUCAGUUCUUUUAUUCUCCCAGAAAUGUGAAUGACCAGUGGCAAGGAAGACCAAUGUUUGUUGUUCCACCUCCCUCUUUAUAAUGAAUCACUCUUCUCCGGUCAGAUGGAAGUAAUGGAUCUUUAGCUUUGCAAGUGGUCUUCCUUGUCUUGAGAACAGCUGCCUCAGACACUGUACCAACUGCAUUGCUGAGGAAGAGGCCAUUGUCUAGUGUCUCUGCUCAUUACUGCUAUCACUCUGCAGCCUGCAGGAGGAGAACUAAUGUGAACAACCCUUGCCCUGUUGGGCCUACCAGAACCCCUCUGCAGGCAGUAAUAGUCAAGAGGGGAGAGACAAACACCACAAGUAGGCCUUGCACACAGGCACUUUGGUAUCAGCCGCCUUGCCACGGCUAGGAUAGCAUGUCAGCCUCUUAGCCUCCAAGGUUUCCUGAACCAGGUUUGUUAUUUGCAACUAGUUUUGAGCACAGCUGAGCCUGGGUUUGUUCUAUGCACACUUCCCCCUCACAUUCAGCAGGUCUCUUUUUCCCUCCAUGACUUAAGGAAAACACUCCAAGGAACCCAGCUGGCUUAUAUGUCUGGUUCCUUACAUGAUGUGCUCCUGUAGGCUAUGUUACAAUACUAUGGACUGUAACCUGGAGUGCAACUGUUAUGAGUGUUAUGUGGCCUAUCACCUUAUCCUGCUAUAAUCCAUAUAGCUGAGCUGUGCUUGGCAGGGGAAAGAAAGCUCUGAAGAAAUGCACAUGCUUUGUUAUUCAGGUAAAAGAGACAGGGUGCCUAAGUUGAGCUCUUUAUAGUAAGAGGACUUAUUUUUAUACUUCCAGUUCUGGCUUCCUGUAUUCAUACUGUUUUAAUAUGUUAAGUCUUAUGCUUUCAUUCAGAAGUAGGUUAAUUUCCUUAAGGUUCAUGGGGUUUUGGGUGUGUCAGGAAAGAUGAAAACAAAUGAGAAUUUGCACCCAUAUAAGUUUAGAUCAAGCCCCAACCUUUUUCAUUUCAUCCUAAAGCUGUCUUAGCUCUAUCCUACAUAUUUAAGCAACAGAGGUCUUGGACAAGAGUUUGGGUAGCAGCCAGGGGAAGCACUAAGCUUUCAUGACUCUUAAGACCAACUCAACAAACUGAAAUCAUUGGAAGGAAACAGACAAGUGUAAUCUUGGCUGCAUUACUAGGAGUGGGCCUAAUCCAGGGAACGUAAACUUCUUUCAAGAAACUUUGGCUCAGAACUGUGUACCAAUGUGCAUGGAUGUCCUUUCACAGAUUAAUACCAGCUGCAUCUGUUCUGCCAGUGGUAUGUACUGAAAAGGACUUGCUGGAGGGUCAAGAGAGGACUAAAGCAGAAGUUUCCUAUUGAUAGUCCAAACAAAAAAAAAAAUUUGAGUACACCAUUCAAGUUCUCUUAGAGGCCUGGUACUCUUGAGCUCAGAAAGAGAUGGUGACUGCCUGGAACUGAAGUGAACAAACAUUUCUACCCUUUUUAAGCCUUGAGAUAACCUUGAAGCUGAUUACAGGUCUACACUGCUGUUUAGUUUAUGCUUUGCAAUAUAACUAGUUCUGCAGAAUGCCUCCAUCUCCUCUUCUACCUGUGUGGUAUUUAGCCUGUAAGUGCGGGGGAGAAUAAAACAAUUGAUCAUUAUUUUCUUUUCAGUUUCAUAAUGAUUGUGAAAGAAUAGCACAAAGUAAAUCAGCUAGUAAUUUUAAGUUUAAAGUUUUAUUGCUUGGGGUUUGGUUUUGCUUUUUGGUUUUUUCCCCAAGAGCUGUUGAUCACAGUAGGGGAACGUGCCUCUUGUGCUUUCAGGAGAUAUCUGUAUCUAGGUCCCCCGUUUCUUCAAGUGAAGUAUGUAAGAUAAAGACUGUUGAUUGCAAAACAUUCCUGGGUCGAAUUCAAAGCAAGAAAUGAUGUUUUAGAAAUUAGAAAGCAAAAAAACUGUGCUAGAGCAUAAAAUCAAGAGAGUAGUUGUAUUACUGCAGGUGUUUGUAGCCUUUCUGAUCUCACUGAAGAAACAGAAGUGGAAAUGUCUUGGUGCACAAAGCAGCAGCAUGGGGAUAGCCACUUGAAUUCACUGGUUGCUAAAGCUCAGACUUGCUUCCUGAAGACAUGGCCAUACCUCCUGUUGCUCAGGGGCAGAAUGGAGAUUUGGUCGUAUCUAUAGUAAUGUCCAGCUGGAUCCACAGUCAUGACUCAAAUAGCCUUUCUCUGCCCAGUCCCAUACUUCCUGUAUCUGCAGUUUGUGUAGAUGCUGGUGUGAGCUGAAGAAGCAGGCGCAGAGUGGAUUUUGGAGCUUGGGGGGACUGCCAUAUCAGUAGGAUAGGUGAGACCAUAGUGGUGGGAAGAGGCAGUGGGUGCGGCAAGGUAAUUUUCAAAACAGAUUGCAAUGAUAGUACUAAACAGGUAUUUGUUUCUGAAUGGUGCUAUUCAUGAUGCUGUGAUUCCAGUUACACCUGCAUAGCACCCAAGCACAUGCCUUUCUACCUGGGGCCCAAUAGUUGACCUCCCUAAAGCUAUAGGAGGUCCACAGCCAGUACAGUGCCACUGUUUUUUUGCAGUGUAUGCCAUCAGUUAAGGAUGACUAAAUCUGUUGUAUAGCAGUUAAGAGUCUGUUCAGAAUUAAAUAGCAGUGCUUACAGAGGUCAUGAGUCUAUAUACUCACCUAUGACUAGUUUUGGACUCUCAGUUAUGGACAGCUGGACAAAGCCAGGCUUCCAGAGACUGGGGUGGAAAUGCUCAGCCUUCUGCUAAGUCUGACCACAUUAAAGAGGUGAACCAGAGCCCCCUCCCAAAUUCUUAGUUACAUGUGAAAACAUAGCUAGUGGCUUCUUUUACUUAAACAUGGCAUGUAGGGAGCCAGCCUCUUCUAGCGAAUAGGUAAAGGCUUAUGAACUGGAGAGGAGGGGGUAAAAAGACUCAGCUUUUCUAAUGCUGAAGCACAUUCUGAGCUGCAUCUAGAUGGAGCUACCCUAAAUACCAUACAACACUGGCUUUAUUUUGUUUGUUCUUCAGCAGAGAUUCAAUAGGUGAUGGAAUCAGCUAAGCAAGAUGAGUAAAGGAGAAAAUUCACACCCAUGUUCCUCAAAUCCAUGUGUGGCUUUUCCUCCUCAUGAUAUGACUAAGAUGGGUAUGUGUAAGUCAUGGAGGGUAGCAUGCAGCAAAUGUGUGUGUCCCCCCUGAAACUUCAUGUUCUUGUGCACUAUCCUAACUUCUUAAAUGCUGCUUUUACUUUAUGUCCUCAUUCUCAUUAUUAAUUUAUAGCAAAAUACCCUUAACAAUAAAAUUCAUAUUUAAGUGUAA